Molecule: messenger RNA, 1884 nt
Organism: Penicillium brevicompactum
Lineage: Eukaryota; Fungi; Ascomycota; Eurotiomycetes; Eurotiales; Aspergillaceae
Product: MICOS complex subunit MIC60
Exons: 4
Coding region: 1-1884 (627 amino acids)
Biological process (GO): cristae formation
Cellular component (GO): MICOS complex
Source: RefSeq, a predicted model, not a curated record
AUGUUGCGCUCCUCGAUUGCUCCGGGUCGGCAAUUGCUGUCGAACCCCAUCCGCCAACGGAUCCCCUCACAAUGGCUCUCCAAAGCCGGUGCAAGCAGCCGGCUCGCAGGCCAGCGCUUCUUCGCCGACUCUAAGCCCCCUACUACAGGUGGCCCUACCCCGGUCUCUCCAUCUUCUGAGUCCAGUGUGCCUCCCGAGACCGUCUUGAAGGCUGCUGAACAAGAAUCCAAGCUUCCUCCCUCACCCCCUCCUCGCAAGACCGGUCGUUUCCGCCGCUUCUUGAUUUACCUGAUUCUCACCUCAGGCUUUGCCUACGGUGGCAGUAUCUUCUUGGCUAUGAAGUCCGAUAACUUCCACGACUUUUUCACCGAGUAUAUUCCCUACGGCGAGCAGAGCGUUCUCUACUUCGAAGAGCGCGACUUCCACCGUCGUUUCCCCAAUGCCCUGAGACACCAGAACCGCAUCCCCGCCGCACCGAGAGAGGAGGGCGCGCCUGUCACUAUCCCCAGCAAGAGCGGUCUGUCUUGGAAGGUUGCCGGUGAAGAAAAGGACGACAGUGAGUCAGCCAACAAGGCCCAUAUCGAUCAUCGUGCGCAUGAUGCUUCAUUGCAGCCCGCGGCUGCCAAGCCCGAGGACCGCACCGCUGCGGUCAGCAAGGCUAAGGAAGACAAGUCAGCCAAGACUGGUGAGAAGGAAUCCAGCGCCAAGUCCGAGGAGAAGAAGCCGGUUUCAUUGGAGGAGCCCAGACAGCCCGCGGUUGCUGCCAGCACUAUUGAGUUGCUCCAGUUGCAGGACGGCGAUGACUCUGUUGUUCAGGAUCUUGUCAAGACCUUCAACGACAUUGUCACUGUCAUCAGCGCCGAUGAGAACUCCAGCAAGUACUCCGCACCUGUUGCCAAGGCCAAGGGCGAGUUGGAGAAGAUCGGUGAGAAGAUUGCUGCUAUUCGCAGUGAUGUUCGCACCGCUGCCCAGGAGGAGAUCAACAAGGUCCACGCCACCUUCGAUGAGUCCGCACGCGAGCUGAUCCGCCAGUUCGAGGAAGUGCGCAGCACUGACCUUGCCUCAUUCCGCGAGGAGUUCGAGUCCGAGCGCGAGAAGCUCGCUCUCGCAUACCAGCAGAAGGUCACCUCCGAGCUCCGCUACGCCCAAGAGCUCGCUGAGCAGCGUCUCCAGAACGAGCUCGUUGAGCAGGCCAUCGAGCUGAACCGAAAGUACAUCCACGAGGUCCAGGGUCUCGUUGAGCGUGAGCGCGAGGGUCGCUUGAGCAAGCUCACCGAGCUCACUACCGAUAUCAAGGAGCUUGAGAAGUUGACCGCUGGAUGGAGUGAUGUUAUUGACACUAACCUCAAGACCCAGCAACUGCAGGUUGCCCUUGACGCCGUCCGCACCGUUGUCGAGCGUGCCGAGACUCCUCGUCCCUUCGUCCGCGAGCUUGUUGCCGUGAAGGAGCUUGCCGCCGGUGACUCCGUCGUCGAGGCUGCUAUUGCCUCCAUCAACCCCACCGCCUACCAGCGUGGUAUCCCCUCCACCCCUCAGAUCAUCGAGCGUUUCCGCCGGGUUGCAAGCGAAGUCCGCAAGGCUAGCUUGCUCCCUGAAGAUGCCGGUGUGGCCAGCCACGCCGCCAGCCUUGUCUUGAGCAAGGUCAUGUUCAAGAAGGAUGCUCUCUCCGAGGGCGAUGACGUCGAGAGCGUUCUCGUCCGCACUGAGAGCCUCUUGCACCAGGGUGACGUUGAUGCCGCUGCUCGUGAGAUGAACACUCUCCAGGGAUGGGCCAAGAUUCUCAGCAAGGACUGGCUUGGUGAUGUCCGUCGGGUUCUUGAAGUCAAGCAGGCUCUCGAGGUCAUCGAGGCGGAGGCCCGUCUCCAGUGCUUGCGUGUUGAGUAA